Messenger RNA from Colias croceus (clouded yellow), 802 nucleotides. RefSeq lists its product as uncharacterized. The transcript is spliced from 2 exons. The record is from RefSeq and is a predicted model, not a curated record. The coding region runs from base 92 to 802 and encodes 236 amino acids. NCBI's taxonomy places the organism in Eukaryota, Metazoa, Arthropoda, Insecta, Lepidoptera, Pieridae.
AUAAUGGCGAACGACGCCAAAUAAAAUUGUGAUGUGAUAAAAGAAACACAUCGUUUAAUUUAAAAUCCCUUAUAAAACGACAUUUCUAGUUAUGAAAAUGGAUAAACUACGAUUCCAAUUCGCAGUUUUAGCGGGAUCAGAUGGAAAAUCCAAUGUGGUGUGCAUAACCUCAAUCGAGACUACGGAUGGACGCAUUUUUAAUAUUCCAGAUGAUUUAAAACCUGCAAGUAAGCACACUAGUUUAAUAUCUUCGGAUGUAUUCACUAAAAUAAAAAAUUCAUUAAAAAAAAGACAUCAGACACGUGCAGUAUGGAUACCUUUAAACACAGAUUUGAGGAACAUAUAUUUAGACGAAGGCGAAAAUUUACAGUUUGGUGACCAGUAUUUGGAAGAAAUUACAAGAGAAACCGUACCUUUACUGAGUAAUAAUAAAAACACCACAACAGAAAAUAAAAAUAUUAGUAAAGUAGCUGAACGAUUCAUGAUAGAAAAAUUUUCAAAUAAAAAUUCGAAUGUAAAUCAGUGGAUAACUGUAUUUGAGAGUGAAUGUGAGAGAUUUGAGAUUUUAGAAGAUAAAGAGAAGAUUGAGAUAUUGAAACAUUUAUUAGAGAAACAAUGUAUAGAUUGGUAUACCAGUAUGUUGAUAAAACUAACUGUGAAUUCAAACUGGAUAGAAUGGAAAGAAAAUUUGUGUGAAACAUACGGAAAUAAAGGUUGGACUCAAGAGAGAUAUGCAUUUAACUUCAAAUAUCAAGCUGGAUCACUACUGGAAUAUGCAACUAAGAAGGAAAGACUGUUAUAA